AUGACUAAGCACCCACCAAACCGAAGAGGGAUCACUUUUGAAGUUGGAGCACAACUGGAAGCACGUGACAGACUGAAGAAAUGGUAUGCUGCCCAUAUUGAAGAAAUAGACUAUGAAGAAGGUAAAGUGCUGAUCCACUUUAAACGAUGGAAUCACAGAUACGAUGAAUGGUUUUGCUGGGACAGCCCAUACCUCCGUCCCUUAGAGAAAAUACAGCUAAGAAGGGAAGGCCUAGUAGAAGAGGAUCCCCCUGUGGUGUUUCGUGUGAAUGAACAGGUCUUGGCCUGUUGGUCUGACUGUCGAUUUUACCCAGCAAAAAUAACAUCUGUAAACAAGGAUGGCACUUACACUGUUAAAUUUUUUGAUGGUGUUGUUCAAACAGUCAAAAAUAUCCACGUAAAGGCCUUUUCCAAAGAUCAGGCUAAUGUGUCUCGUUCAAAGCCAAAGGAGAAAACGGUAGAAAGCACUUCACCUUCUGAUAAGCACAGUGGAAAAUUUAGAGAACAGAAAAAAUCUUCAGAAAAUGCUACUGUAGAGAAAGAGAAACCUCACAGUACAGAUAAGAAGCCAUCCCAGGCAGAUAAAGACAAAAAGCCAAUUGCCUCUGAAAAAAACAAGCUCCCUGAGAAAAACUUUGUGAAAAAUGAGAAGGAGGACAAAGAAAACAUAUCGGAGAAUGAGAGAGAAUCCUCCGCAGAAUCCCGUGCAGAGGAAAAGGGCGGACAGAAUGACAACCUUAAAGCAUCGCAUGAAAAUGGAGAGCGGAGGAGGAAACGGGAACGUUCAUCUUCUCUGCCAUCAUCUGAUUCUUCUUCACAGACCCUUCAACCAGUAACAUUGGAACUGAGAAGGAGAAAAAUCUCUAUUGGCUCUGAAAUUCGCCCUAAGCGCCCACGCCUGGAGAAAAAAAAAAAUGUUACUGUAGAUGCACCUUCUUCAAAAAAGGAAAAUGGGUCUGACAAGGAUACACCGCCUCCUGAAGAGGAUGCGGAGGAGGAGGAAAAGGAUAGCAAGCCCUCUCCAAGUGAGAAUCCAGAGGACCAUUGUUCUGUGGAGGUUGCCACGUCUGUUGUCGAGACAGAAUCGUCACAGGAGGAUGCUUCACCAGAGGAACAAGAAGUGAAGACAGAGGAGUAUGCACCAGCCGAGCCUGAAACUCCUGAAGUGAAGGAGCUACCAUCAGUAGAAGAUUCCAUUGAGCCUAUUGAAACCAAUGUUGUGAAUGGUGUUUUUUAGAGGUCAGACCUGAGGAUGAAGAGAAAGACCUUCCUGUACAGAAUGAUGCUGAAGAGGUCCCUGCUGUCACCACAGUAUCAGCUCCUAUGAAGCGGAAUCCACGGCCUGACAGUUCUGCUAAAUACAGUAGAGAACCUUUAACAAAUACUUUGAAGAAACUUGAUGAUCCAGCUACCAAAUCUGUGACCUUGGAACUGGAACCCAACAAGUUUAAAUGCAAGAUUUUGGAUUGCUCCAAAUCUUUUCGCAAAGCCAAACUGCUGCAUUACCAUAUGAAGUAUUUCCAUGGCGUUGACAAGUCAGAGCAGGAGAGUCCUGCCACAAGGCAUAUGCAGACAAGAGGCUCUUUAGCUCACGAAAAGGCCAUUCAGCAAAGCUCAAAGAGAAGACGCACCACAUCCGGUUCUCUGCAUACUCAACUUCAAAUUUCCCUGAGAAGCUCACCCCAUGACGCCAAGGAUAGAUUGUGUGAGAAAAGAGGCGUCAUUCAAGCCCAGCCACAAACAGUUCAAAUUCCCAUCGACCAUCCCUUAAAGACAAAAGCAAGGAAAAUGUAAUCCAGAAGUUACAUCGCAAGCCAGACAAGCUGUCUGAAAGUGUCAAAGAAAAAAAGUAAGGGAGAAGUUCAAAGAUUUCUUGAGUCAGAAGUCCAAGAAAAAGAAGAAGAAGAAAAAGAAAGUGAAGUCAGAGUUGUCUGGAAGCGAAGAGAACUUAGAUGAUUCUAAGGAGCUCUCGCCAAAAAAAAUACAACCCUCGAGGCUCAACAGUGAUUGCAAGGUCCCGUGUUCUGGCAAAAGCAACGAUCAAGGGCGCCGACGAGAUACAAGACUAA
Staurois parvus is the source of this 2068-nucleotide messenger RNA. NCBI's taxonomy places the organism in Eukaryota, Metazoa, Chordata, Amphibia, Anura, Ranidae. The record is from the annotation of a GenBank genome assembly.